AUUAGGACUUAGUUUGUUACUUGGAAGAGGGGACAGUGAUAGAGAGAAUGGCUGCAUUUGUAAUCCUCUGAAUAUUCAAGUGAACCUGAUCCAUUGUCAAAAUACAGGCUUUUAUUUAUUUUAUGUUUAAAAUACAAUACUUGUAUUCGUGUUUAUUAUGUAAAAAUUAUAAUCUGUAGUUUUACUCCUUGUUGAUGACACCUAUUUGUUUGUAUAGUUCUUCUUUUUGCUUUCUUGACAGUCACACCAGCUUCAUGGAACCAGGAAAUCACACACAGGUUUCAGAAUUUAUUCUCCUUGGACUCUCAGAAGAGGAGGAACUGCAGACUUUCCUUCUUGGGCUAUUCCUGUCCAUGUACUUGGUCACCUUUAUUGGGAAUUUUCUCAUCAUUUUGGCCACCAUCACUAGCUCCCAUCUCCACACUCCCAUGUACUUCUUCAUUUCCAACCUGUCCUUUGUAGACAUCUGUUUCACCUCCACCACUGUUCCAAAGAUGCUACUGAACAUCCACACCCAUAACAAAGCCAUCACCUAUCAAGGCUGCCUUACUCAAAUGUAUUUUUUCAUCCUUUUUGCAGAGCUGGAUGUUUUUCUCCUUUCUAUAAUGGCUUAUGACCGGUUUGUGGCCAUCUGUCACCCACUGUACUACAUGGUCAUAAUGAAUUCCAGACACUGUGGCUUGCUGCUGCUGUUGUCCUGGAUAUUGAGUGCUCUGAACUCUCUGCUGCGUAGUUUACUGGUGUUGCGGCUGUCCUUUUGUACUAACUUGGAGAUUCCUCACUUCUUCUGUGAAGUCAAUCAGGUUAUCCAACUUUCCUGUUCCGACACCCUUCUCAAUAUCAUAGAAAUGUAUUUUGCAACUAUGGUGAUGGGCAUUAUUCCUUUCACUGGCAUUGUAUUUUCUUAUUCUCAGAUUAUCUCUUCCAUACUGAGAAUUGCAUCAGCAAAAGGAAAGUAUAAAGCAUUUUCCACUUGUGGAUCUCACCUUUUGGUUGUUUCCGUGUUUUGUAGUACAGCUCUUGGGGUCUACCUCAGUUCUGCCACUACCCAAAAUUCCAGGGCCAGUGCAAUAGCCUCAGUGAUGUUCACCAUAGUCACACCCAUGCUGAACCCCUUUAUCUAUAGCCUGAGGAAUAAGGACAUAAAAGGGGCCCUGAAAAAUUUUGUUGGCAUUGUCAGUUUAUGAGUGACAAAAAAAUGUUUGCUUUGAGGCUGAAGGAGAAUC
Loxodonta africana (African savanna elephant) is the source of this 1226-nucleotide messenger RNA. RefSeq names its product olfactory receptor 7A10-like. The transcript has a single exon. Lineage: Eukaryota; Metazoa; Chordata; Mammalia; Proboscidea; Elephantidae. Gene Ontology annotation, molecular function: olfactory receptor activity; G protein-coupled receptor activity. Gene Ontology annotation, biological process: G protein-coupled receptor signaling pathway. Gene Ontology annotation, cellular component: plasma membrane. The record is from RefSeq and is a predicted model, not a curated record. Bases 195 to 1187 code for a protein of 330 amino acids.